GUGGCACUCACGUCACGAUAGUGAAGAAAUCAGACUUACCGGAUUCGCGGAGGAGCGUCGCUUUACUCGGUGUUCUUCGUUGUUAAGCGAAGUUUUCCCUUCAACGUCGAGCACAUACUCGGCCAAAAUGGGUCUCACCAUCUCGUCGAUUUUCAAUUCUCUGUUCGGAAAGAAACAAGUGAGGAUUUUAAUGGUUGGACUUGACGCUGCCGGUAAAACGACCAUCUUGUAUAAAUUGAAGCUUGGAGAAAUUGUAACAACCAUCCCAACUAUUGGUUUCAAUGUGGAAACAGUUGAGUACAAGAAUAUCAGUUUCACAGUGUGGGACGUUGGUGGCCAGGACAAGAUCAGGCCUCUCUGGAGACAUUAUUUCCAGAACACGCAGGGUCUCAUCUUCGUUGUGGACAGUAAUGACAGAGAGCGAGUGCAAGAAUCGGCCGAUGAGCUCGCAAAAAUGUUGUCGGAGGACGAGUUGAAGGAUGCCGUUUUGCUGGUGUUUGCCAACAAGCAGGAUCUCCCGAAUGCCAUGAGUGUCAGCGAGCUCACAGAAAAACUGAAACUCCACCAACACCGCAAACACUGGCACAUGCAGUCCACCGUUGCCACCCAAGGCACCGGGCUGUACGAAGGGCUGGACUGGUUAUCCAAAGAACUUGCCAAGAGCUAAAAAUGGAGGUAGAGGGACUGGUCAAUGGAGGACAUUACAAACGGAACAGAUGCAUUUUGGUCUACCAGCUCCAAGUUUAAACAAAUUGAGUAGACAUUUUAUAAGUCGUUCAAAAUCAUCUACAUAAAAUUACUAGAAUUUGUGAGUCCAGUUACAACACAACUUGUGCACAGCAACCAAAUAGUUUUGCCCAUUUUUUUGUGGAUGUUUCUUGAAAACUGCACAAGCAAAAAACGUUUUUCAAUCAUACAAAGACCUAAGGUGUUUAGGAAUGAUGGGGGUUCACCGUUCUGAAGAAGCAUCCACUUACUGAGAUCCAUACAGGCUCAUUUGCUUAUAUGCAUUAGUCGCUCAAGUGAAGUCAUAUAUAUAACUACAUAUCUAUUUUUAACUGAUGAUUUGAUCCCAUAUUCUGUGUUUGUGAGGACCUUCACAGAGAUGAUUUGUUGCCUGAACACGUGUAGCCUAGGGGACAGAUCCAAAGUCAAAAACGUGCCUUCUGGUCCAGCUUUUUUUUUUUUUCAGAUGCAGAAGAAUCUUUUCCCUGUUAUUGUUUGGCCAAGUGCCUUAAAAACAAACCAGGAUUUUUAACUUGACUUGAUUGUGGUGUUUUUGUCAUGUACGAUGCAACAGGACAAUGGUGAAAUGCUUUACUUGCUUUGCAAACUGUCAACCAGCGAUGCCCAUGAUAAAUGCAUCAACCACAAUCAGUUUGUUGAAACUGAGUGUCAUGUUGACAGGGGCUUUGAAGAAGGUGCAUUUGCAGAGCCAGUGAGAUGGUGUUUUUGUUUUGUUUAUCCUUCUUUAACAUUGCGUUUUGCUUCAAUUGCCUUACAUCUCUCCUAAAUGUCCUGUCUCUUCCGAGUAUCCCAUGCAGCCACCUAUGCGUUUACAUUCCAGCAAAUGCUUGCAGACAUGAAUUUGUGAUAAACUGUUUUACCAAUACAAAAAAAACCUGAAUAAAAAGUGGAAACAAGAA
Messenger RNA from Synchiropus splendidus (mandarinfish), 1646 nucleotides. Its product is annotated as ADP-ribosylation factor 4-like. The coding region runs from base 128 to 667 and encodes 179 amino acids. The record is from RefSeq and is a predicted model, not a curated record. Gene Ontology annotation, biological process: intracellular protein transport; vesicle-mediated transport. NCBI's taxonomy places the organism in Eukaryota, Metazoa, Chordata, Actinopteri, Syngnathiformes, Callionymidae. The transcript has 6 exons. Gene Ontology annotation, molecular function: GTP binding; GTPase activity. Gene Ontology annotation, cellular component: plasma membrane; cytoplasm.